Molecule: messenger RNA, 3251 nt
Organism: Salvia hispanica
Lineage: Eukaryota; Viridiplantae; Streptophyta; Magnoliopsida; Lamiales; Lamiaceae
Product: COP1-interacting protein 7-like
Source: RefSeq, a predicted model, not a curated record
CACACACACACACACACACACACACACACACACACACACAAGAGUUCUCACACUUUGGCAUGUGCACUGCUCCAUCACUUCUUGCUGGAUCUCUCUAAUGUCCAGUUAAGAUUUCAAAAAAAGAUUUUUGAAUGUCACGUUCAAGAACAUGAGCUUGCAGUUCAAUACACCCCAACUUUAGAGCUCAAUCUCUCUCUCUCCUCACUCUGUGGGAGCAUGGAUUCCAACACCAUCCUCGAUCAUGCUCUCUUCCAACUAACCCCAACAAGAACAAGAUGCGAUCUUGUUGUGUUUUCCGGGAAGAAGAGCGAGAAAUUGGCAUCUGGGCUUUUGGAACCCUUCGUUGCUCACUUGAAAUAUGCGAAGGAUCAGAUUCCAAAAGGGGGUUAUUCGAUAACUCUUCGCCCCCCACGCGAUGAUGCCUCGUGGUUCACUAAGGCCACGUUUCAAAGAUUUGUACGUUUUGUGAGCACGCCCGAGAUUCUUGAGAGAAUUGUACAUAUAGAGCGAGAAAUUUUGCAGAUUGAUAGUUCAACUCAAUCUAAUGAAAAUCCUACGGCGGACGAGGAAGGGAACAUAUCAGCAGAUGGAAACCUGAAGAAAUCAACUAAUUCUUCUAAGUUAUCCUCCGAAGAAGAAGAUCAUGGGGCUGAACUGAGAGAACACUCUAGGGCUCGUCUUCAACGUCUUAUGGAUACUCGAAAAGCAUUACUUCUGAAAGAGCAAGCCAUGGCUUAUGUCCGUGCAGUUGUGGCUGGAUAUGAAAUGGAGGACAUUGAUGAUCUUAUAUGCUUUGCUGAUACAUUUGGAGCCUCACGGCUAAGGGAGGCAUGCACCGAUUUCAAGGAGCUAUACAAUAGGAAACAUUCAGAUGAUCGAUGGAUGGAUGAAUUAGCAGCAGUGCAAGCAUCAGCUAUGACUGACCUCCCAUAUCUGGCAACGUCUGGAGUUAUGCUCACAGGUGAAAAUUUCCAGGGCAAUGGAUUCUCUGUGCCACUUGAGAGAACCGGCUCCUCCGACCCUCUAUCUGACACAGAUAAGAGCAAAGAAAAUGGUUCUACUGGACAGAAUAUGCAACAUGUGCCAUGGAUGAAUCAGAUUCCUCCAUAUAUGUACAACUUUCAAGGCCCAAUGCAGCAAAUGCCAGCGUACCAAGGUUAUCCUUACCCAGGCAUGCCGCAAUAUUAUCCAGGGAAUAUGGGAUGGCCAUCUCCAGGUGGCCCUAAUUCAAUGAAGAAUCAUAGAUCAUCUCGGAGGAAGGAGAAAUCUUUUAAUGCAAAUGAUGCAGAUAACUCUGAGGAAGAUGAAAGUACUGCUUCUGGUGAUUCAGAUGCUGGGACUGACUCAAAUGAGGAACAAGAACAAGAUAAGAAGCCUUCGUCAAGGGGGCUGAAGCAGGGGAAGAAGAACAAGAAGAAAUCUUCCAAAACGGUUGUUAUCCGUAACAUAAACUACAUAACUUCCCAGAGGCGCAAUGGAGAAGAUAAUGAGUACUCUGAAGAGUCUUCGGGAGAAGCACUGUCACUUGAUGAUGUCUCCAUCAGAAAAGGGGUUGAUGAUGCAAUUGCAUCGCUAGAGAAACAUGCCCACCCUAAAGCACGUAAAAGCAGAGGAAAACACGAACUUGAGAACGAUGCUGAUGUUUCUGAAGGAGGGAAGUCUGCUGAUCCUUGGGGUGCUUUUCAGAAUCUUCUCCUUAGUAAUGAAGACUCGAAGCCCAGUGAAACAAUGAAUCAUCACGCUAGAGAUCCCAUGGAUGAACAAUUUAUGAUGAACAGUUCCAAUGGUGGUGGUCUUUCACACAACACUAGCGAUUCAUUUCACUUGGAAUCUGAGAAAGUAAAGAGACAGCCUUCAACUAGUGAUGAUUCUGUUCUUGUGAUUCAUAGAGAGGGAAAGAAUGGUGGCAACACUCACACUAUGGAUUUUGCAAAUGGUGAAGAAAUGCGAACGGCUAUGAAGAAAACUGUUUCUGAAAAUGAGAAUGCAUUGUUUACACAACAAUCCAGAGGAUCAGGAACCACACUGGGAGCUUUACAAGACUUCUCCUCAGAAUCAACCACUAUUAGGAACAGAAGAGAGGAAGACUGGUUCAUUGUCAACUCACAAACACAAAGGCAAUCAGAAUUUGUCAAUCAUGACUCCCUCUCCUACGCAAGCGACAUGGUCAAGAAAGAAGCAGAGAGAGGAGCUUCUGUGGUUGAUGAUUCCUUCAUCAUAGAGUCAAGAUCAAGAGUUGACGAUCAGUAUGUCUCUAACUGGAGAACAGACAUCAUCAUGGAUGGUGAGAUGGACAUCACCCCCCAGAUAGAAAACGGAAAUCCAGCCAUUUCUAGCUCUGCUGAGCCUGAUGAUCUCUGUAUGAUGCUUGUAAGGGAGUCACAAGAAUCUGGUGCAUCCUGGACACCGGACAUGGAUUAUGAAGUCGAAAUAUCUUACAACGAAGCUGAUAAAAAAUCUUCCCUUGCCAAGCUGAAUGGUGAAGCUGCAGAGGAAGUUGUUGCCAAUGGUAAACAAGCCAAUGGCAAGAAAAAUGCAGGUCCGACAGCUAAGAUUCCCGGGAGAUCUCGUGUUUUGGGGGGAUCUCCCGCUGGAAAACCAGAUCCUUAUUCCAAAACUAAGAAGAUAUCUUCAGCAAGUAGGCUACUGACUCAAAAGAGCAAGCUGCAGAGGGAAGAAGAGGAGCGCAAGAGAUUGGAAGAUGCGGUGAUCCAACGCCAGAAGAGAAUCGCUGAAAGGUCAGCUAUCAGUGGUUCGUCUUCUGCAGCAUCCAAGAAACCUCCUGUUGGAAGCAAAUCAGCUCCUCCUAAGCUCGACAGGAUCAGAUCUUCGUGUGCAGCCCGUGCUCCAAAAAGUUAAGUCAGCCUAAAACUCACCGCAAUCUGAUUCUGCGAUCAUCGUGAAGACCUACAUAUGAAAAUACAAUCUAUCUGAGCAAAGCGGAGUAGACUUUUUCCGGGUUGGAGAGCUGUGCUUGAUCAUUGUGGCUUCCACUCUGGUUGAGCUUCGCUGUUGUUGUAUAGCCUUGGUUCUUUGCAUAUGCCAUUUUUUGAGAUCGUAUAUUCAAUUUAUUUAUUUUCCUUUUAGUGUGUAUCUGCAAUAAAUAAAUGGAUUAUAUACGUGUGUCACCACACACUGAAGUUGACUGCUGGAGAUUUCAAACUUAUUCUGAGGUUUGUUUAUAUACAUACUCGUUCAAAUACAGUUUCCAUAUGUCAUGUAUUUAUUGGAAUAUUGGUGAUUUUUUUUCC